Messenger RNA from Musa acuminata AAA Group (dessert banana), 2594 nucleotides. Its product is annotated as RING-H2 finger protein ATL13-like. The record is from RefSeq and is a predicted model, not a curated record. NCBI's taxonomy places the organism in Eukaryota, Viridiplantae, Streptophyta, Magnoliopsida, Zingiberales, Musaceae. The transcript is spliced from 2 exons. The coding region runs from base 623 to 2098 and encodes 491 amino acids.
CAGCAAGAGAAGACAAAGACAAAGACAGUUCCACAAUUCCAUGCUCUCCUUUGGCAAGCUCUGUACCAUCUAUGAGAAAAGACAAAAGGGCAGCAGCAUGCAACUCACCUCGAAUGGUGGAAGUAUGCAGCACUUUGCAAGUAAAUGACAAGUAGUUAAAUCUGAGACAAACCUUGUUCUAGGCAUUGAGACUGCUCCAUAAGUUUGUGGAAGGGUCAAUGGAAGGGUUAGGAGAAGGUACCUACUCAUUCAUAUAUCAGGACUUUUUACAUGUACAAAACUCCACCCAAUUGACCAAUUCCAUUCACCCAGCUGGUUUCUCUGUUGUACUGAUCUCAUCUUCACCUCCUCUCUUCAAUGCAAUCAAUUCAUUUGCCUGGCACCCCAUUAAUUUCUCCAGCCAUUAAGGAUCCCAUCUCCCCAUCUUCCUCAAAUUGACCUGAAAAUUUGCUUCUCCUACCACCUGCAGAGAUCAAAAGAAUGCUCACUCCAGCAGCAAUUCUAAGAGAGUCUGGAACUCAGAGACAGUGGUGAUCCUGGUGAGUCUCUUCUCUCCCUUUCUCUCUCUCUCUCUCUCUCUCUCUCUCUCUCAUGUUUCCCACUUCGUAUGCCUUAACGAAGCAUGGACUGGGUGUUUCAUGAAAGCAUCAGGGGGAUAUCUUCUUCUCCAUAUCCUCUUUCACUCCCAUUAGCAGUCCUCCCACCACCACCAUCACCCCCUCCACCUCCUCCUGUUGUUAAUAUCGAGAAUAGGAUCAGUCCUAGUAUUCUCCUGAUAAUUAUCAUACUUGCAAUCAUCUUCUUCAUCUCUGGGCUGCUCCACCUACUUGUGAGAUACCUCCUGAGACCCAUCAACAGGGAACCAGAAGCCACAGAGAACUCGACAGCACUCCAGGGACAGUUGCAGCAGUUGUUCCAUCUCCAUGAUGCAGGGGUCGACCAGUCCUUCAUAGACACCCUCCCAGUCUUUCCCUACAAAGCCAUCAUCGGCCUCAAGGACCCAUUUGACUGUGCUGUGUGCCUCUGUGAGUUUGAGGCUGAUGACAAGCUCAGGCUGCUCCCAAAGUGCAGCCAUGCCUUCCAUGUAGAGUGUAUAGAUACUUGGCUCUUGUCCCACUCCACCUGCCCCCUCUGCAGAAGAAACCUCCUCCCUGACUUCUCUCCUCCAACCAGUUGUAGCCCCUUACUCCUUGUUCUUGAGUCUGGGAGUGAGAGUUCAAGGGAGAGUGUUUCUGAGAGGGGGGACUCCUUCUCUAAUACUGGUCUUGUUUGUCAUGGAGAUGAUGAUGGCCCUGGGACUUCUAUCAAUGAUACUUCACAAAAGCCAGUGGAGAUCACUGCAAAGGAAGAAGCUCGCUCGGUAGUGGCAGCCUCAGAGGCUGAUGAAACAGAGGUAGUACCUGUCAAGCUCGGCAAGUUUAGGAGUGUGGAUGGUGAUGGAGCUGUUGGUGAAGGCAGUAGCACUGCAAACAGUACUCUGGACCAGAGGAGGUGCUUCUCCAUGGGUUCCUAUGAGUAUGUGAUGGAUGAGAGGUCCUUGCUUCAGGUUCCCAUUAAGCCACCAAAGAAACCAAUCGUCCACAGGCCCGGGCACCGGGAUGCAAUCUCGGAAUGUGAUUACCAUUCAAAAAGGGAGGCAUUUAAAGGACUGGAUGCACUAAGAGCUGCCGAGUUCAGAGAUGGUGGUGGUAAUGCUAGUAUUAGCCGCAAUCAGCAUAAGAAAGAAAGCUUCUCAGUCUCCAAGAUAUGGCUUCGGUCCAAGAAAGAGAAGCCCAUGGCCGAUGACUCUUCCCGGCGAGCAUUAUCUUUCCGGUUGCCAUUGCAUCGGGCGGUGAUGACCGAUGAAUCAAAGCUGAAGAGCCGUGCCAGCCCUGCUGCUACUGCAUCUGAAUUCAACGUUUCGACAUGGGAGAAGAGCUCAAGUGAAGUAGAUCUGGAUGCGGAGGUAGGAAGCUCCAAUAGAGUACGAUCUCCGGCUGAUGAGGCACCCUCGUUUGCAAGAACGUUGCUUUGGCUGGUAGGAAGGCAGAACAAGAGGAAAACCAAAAGAAGACGCAAUAGUUUCCUCUCAAUUAAUCCCUUUCUCAUCAAGAGCUAAGAAAGUGGAGGAGCUCAUGAAACACAAACCUUCUUCACCUUAUGGUGAAACAAAGGAAUCCAUCAUUGUGUGCUCAUGUGAUGCAGAAGAGAUCCACAUAGCUAGUGGCCUUUUCAAAAUUCAAACUGUUUCCUUGUGGGGUUUGUUCAUCUCACACCAUCAUAAAUCUGCUGAGGUAGCAGAGGUUGCAAUCUGAGGGUGGUUUGUCACAUGCCUCGGAGUUAAUGCACUUGGCACAACUGUGAUGUGUUGGGUCUUUCAUCCAUUUAUUAGUGGCUGAGGUUGGAGCCCUUCUUUAAUGGCAACUGCUUUGACAAUUAUACUUGUGGAGGGUCACAGGAGAUGUGGGGUUAUGGUGGUGGUGGUGGUGGUGGUGGUGAGUACAGUAUGCCCUUUAAUCCCUCAACACCAGACCCUACCUUCUCCUACCUCAUGUUCUUGUAGCCAACUUGUGUCUUCUCUCUCCUUCGUAUCCAUUCCUCUCAGUCUUUUUCAA